UUUUUAUCUUCUUCCUCCAGCCUUUGGCCGCCAUGACCGAAUAAAUCAAAACUUGCAAUUUCAAGCUACAAUCCUGUCGCUCUAUACCUUUAUUUUCCGAUUUUUGACGUCAGCCUGGACUUUAGCCUGACCCGGAGGGUCGAGAUUAGAAGAGGACCGGUGGAGAGUAGCAUCGGUCCCUCAGUCUUUCUCCGGCGAGGAGGGUCGGCCGACAGACCCUUCCCCCCACCGGUCGUCUUUCACGGGGACACAGAGGACUUUAUCCGGUGUUAUUACGGGUCUGCGCGUGAGUACGGGAGCACCUCUUCGCAGCCCCAGGGGCCACGAGCUUCCUCUUUUUCAGUACCGCCUGCUUCCAUGCCUUAUGUCGACCCAUCGUUUGGGCAGACCGCUUGCACGACUCCGCUAGCCACGCAGCAGGACCCUCUAGUCACACGGGUCGAUUAUCAGGGGAAUACCGAGGAGUUCAUUCGGCGGUAUACCGGGUAUACGCAUCACCACGGCAGCACAUCUUCGCAGCCACAGGGCCCACCGACUUCCUCUUUCUCAGUGCCGCCUUCUUCUGUGCCUUAUGUUGACCCAUGUUUUGGGGAGACCGUUUACAUGACUCCGCUGGCCACGCCGGACCCUCUGGCCACACCGGUCGAUUAUCAGGGGAAUACCGAGGACUUCAUUCGGCGGUAUACUGGGUAUACACAGCACUAUGGCAGCACCUCUUCACAGCCCGAGGCGCCACUAUCUUCGUCUUAUUCAGUACCGCAGGACUUCUCCAAUUACCGUGGUUCCGCUUUUACCCCCUUUCAGCCACCACCCCCGACACAGACACCUCCAGCCCAACAGUACGGAAGACUAUUUGAAGACAACUUGUCCUAUCCGCAAACGCCUGGAGUAGGUAGUUUUAGCCAGCUUCUUCAGGGGUACAUUCCACAGCCGCCUUCCUCCUCUCCCCGCCCGACUCAGUGCCCAUCGCAAAUGCAUUUUUCGCUAACUGAUGAGUGGGUGAGCAAUUUGCAGGCUCCCACACCUCCACUUGGUGAUGUUGCUAACAUGACGCCUCCUUCAUUUUCCCUGGGGUUAGAGAACCCCUCCUCACAGAUUCCUGAUGACGAGGAUGACGAUGUGGUCAGUCCAAGUGGUAGCGACCACAGCUCCGGCCCAGAUCUCAGACCUUAUCGGCCAUUGACUCAUAGCCAGAUGAGUCGGCGUCAGAACAAGGGUCGAAACUUGAGGACACUCUUACGGACCCCAGAUAGAACAAACAUUUAGUUGUAUUUUACAGCUUUUUUUAUUGUUGUACACAUAUUUUUGAUUAUUUGAUUUAUUUUAAUUGCUUUGUA
Mercurialis annua (annual mercury) is the source of this 1337-nucleotide messenger RNA. RefSeq lists its product as uncharacterized. Bases 358 to 1266 code for a protein of 302 amino acids. The record is from RefSeq and is a predicted model, not a curated record. NCBI's taxonomy places the organism in Eukaryota, Viridiplantae, Streptophyta, Magnoliopsida, Malpighiales, Euphorbiaceae. The transcript has 4 exons.